AAAACUUAUGAUAUAUUAAAAGGCACCAUAACUUCACCUGCAAACGCAAAGGACGUCCUACGGUAGAUGUGAAGAAAUAUUUUUACCAAAUGAGGCGGAGCCACCAAUGAGGACUUGAUCUGAUUCCCGAAGGUAAACUGGGCAGAAAAAGCAAUAUUACUAACAGAAGUUAAACAGGGAAAUAUCAUAUUGGGCGAAACACAAAUCGUCAACUUUCUACCUUUCAUUCCCUACAUUUUUUUCAUGCCAAUGAGCGAUAUGGCAAACUCAAAGGACGUCCUGCGGUAGAUGUAAAGAAAUCUUUUCCAAAGAAAGGCAGAGCCACCAACGAGGACUUGAUCUGAUUCCCAAAGGAAAACUGGGCGCAAAAAGCGAUAUUACUAAAAGACGUUUUAAAACAGGGAAAUAACAUACUGGGAGAAACACUCAUCGACAACGUAUGUACUUUGCAUGAUAUAUAUACUCAUGCAUUGGUAAUGUUUCUUUCUCUUUAAUUGUUUUGGGUAGACGGAAAGUGUGGUUUUUCCAAUCUCGGUUUACUUCAAUAUUGAAUAGCUUAGAUGAACAUCCGUUAGUUUUAACGUUGCGAGCUUUUGGCACAUUUAAAUCGCACACUCAAACAAGAUGUUAAUUUUAGACUUCCUGUAUGCAUGAAAAAUUGCUCUCUUGUAAACUGUUAAUUUGACGAAUAAAUCAUGAGGCAGAACCUCGAUCUAACGAAGGGCCAAGGGACUGGCAAAAUGUGUUUGCUAAAACGAGGUUUCGCUGUAUCGAGGUUCUUUUUCAUAUGGUUUACUAUUACUAGGGUAAAGAAAAUCGUUCGUUAUACUGAGAACUUCGUUAUAUCGAGGUUCCACUGUAGUUUUCAGUUAAUCCAAGUAUAGUUGUCAAGACCAGCAGUAUCAUAACUCCCACUAAAGAGCUUUCACCAAAACGGAAAAUACCAUAAUAUUUUGUAAACUGCCGUUUGGGUGGGGCUUUAUGUAAACCUCACUUCUGCGUUAUCCUUUGUUUUCUGUACGAACACAAAUCGUGCAGAGAACAAAAAGUAAUUCAAAAGUUGACUUUAUAUGAAGCACCACCCCAAUAGGAAAUUAAAGAAUAUUUUCCGCUUUAGCUGAUACUUAUUAAAACGUUAAGUCUUUGAAAAGAAUCACCGCACAGCAAAACCUCAAACGAGGAGAGUGGGGUCGGGGGAGGUCCAACCGUCUCCCGUUGGGAAAUGUGGAUUUUCUUGUGCGUCGGCGUGUUAAAUUGACCAGCCUGAAUCAAUUUUAAAUUCAUGAAGAAUGGCACGCGCUUUUAUUUGGGAGUUGUGUAAAGGUAGCCCUCAUAACGUCUUUUCUGAUGAAAGAAAUGGCAAAAAUAAUUUUCAGUGUUUGUACAACCUAACUAUUCAGCUUGAGAUUGAUUCCAAAUGUUGAUCGACCCCUAUAAACCAAGCCUUUUCUUUAUAAGUCAAGCCACUUUUGUACUUAUUUAAUUGCAGAUUAAUCUACACUGCAUAUAUAUGAGCCAUGAGAGCCCACUCUUUACUUGUGAUUGUUCUUUUGGGAAAGGUGUUGUUGGCAUUUGCACUUGAAGUCAAAUACGUUAAAUACUGCGGUGAGUAGACUCUCAUCAAUCCCCUAUUUUUCUGAAAUAAAUUAAAGAUCGUCGAGAUCAAGUGUUAGCUAUAACGGGCCGCCAUCUGUUAUAAGAUCAUUCAAUGAAGCUAAAUUCAACAACUAGUAAAGACUAUUCUGAAAUGUUCGUGUCCUAAGCAAGUCAAAAACACAACGUACGCAGUUCCUCGUUUUCGGGGUGCGCAUGUAAGUCAGUCAGGGUCCCCUAAGGGGGAUCCCCACAGGUUUCAAUGUUACAACACCAUCUUGGUUUCGAAUGCACCGAGAGGCGGCGUCGGGGCUUAUAGCGUCUCUUCCUAAUUCGUUCUCCUGCCCCCAAGGUUAAGCUUUGAUAGUCUUGACGCUAAGAUGACGAUGUUGACCACGAUCUUGGGGAAAUAUAGGAAACUGUAAUCAGUCUGCGCGGUGAAUUAUAGCUUUGAUGCGGCCUUGAAGAAAUGGGCCGAGAUUGUAGUAGCGAAAAAGAUAUACCAAUGAAAAUCAUAGAAGAAAUUAUCCUUUUACAACCAAUAUGAAUGAUAAAGGAGAAUGGUUAGGCCUCUGUGGAUGAUUAACAUAGUGAGUUUAAGAAAAGGUUGACAAACGAAAGGUUUCGAAAGUAACGUUGGCAUUUGAUGCUUGCUAAUAGAACCCUUGAAAAGAUAAGGAAAGCCCUUGCAAAGCAUUCGGUUCCGCACGAAAAGUCCAGAAUAUCUCCGUGAUUCAUGAUCAGUCACCUAUUUACCAGAAUUGCAAAGAGCCAACCGAAACCUACAGUACAGUACAGUAUCGAGAUAUUCUGAGCUGUUUGAUAGGCUUUGUGGGUAAAAGUUUUAAUUUUGAAGCCCGUAAGUAACACAACACCCUAAAGUAACGACUUGAAAGUAGCGACCCAUAAUGACUGCACAUGUAUAUACUGUGAUCUAUCGUCUUUCAGGUCCUGAAGAUAAGACCUUACAUUACAGCAUCCAUCCAUGGCCAGUUCUUAAACCGGGGCAGUACGUACACGUCAACUUCACUUUCACUCCCCGUAAGUAUAUUUGUCAUACCUCUGUUUUCUGCAUUGUUUAUGCUUCCAUGGAAUGGAAAGCGUAAGCGCUAAUUGCGAGGACAUGGGGGCCUAUGAACUGUUAAGAUCGACACAAGGACUGUGACAACGACGAUUCAGAUGAAUUUACACUCAAGCGUCGGUUUCCUUGCAUCUAUGCAAGUUUACUUACAAUCGCCAUCAUAAUAGCUUAGAAGGUUUAAGUAAAGCGGUGUUUUAAUUAGUAUUUCGUGAAGUGUUCGUAAAGCAAAUUUUAGGAAAAAUGGCAACUCAUUUAUGUAACCAUAUAUCACACGGUUUAACUUUGUGCUUUCAGUAGCUAAAGAAGGAAGCUUAGGGCGUAUGGCAGAGAAAAGAAAAAACUAUCAGGCAUGAAGUGGUCAUUUUUGAUGUCUGGUUAGUUUUAGCUUAUUUUAAAUACGCUUUUAGCUUGAUAUGAAUAGAUUAAAGUGUGAUUCAAAGUUAUGCCAGUUUUUAAACUUUGAUGUGUCUAAUUCACAGAAGUGGAUGUGUACUACUCGACGAUUCAUUAUAGAGUUACCACAGAAGAUGGGACAACUAUUCUGAAAGGAACAGAUGAAUUCUGCCACUUGUCGCCCAAGUUUUGCAGUCUACCAGCAGGAGGUUGGUAUUCAUGGGAUCUCAAAUUUUGCCAAAUUUUGCCUUUGGUGAAGGCACACAUUUCUAAACGUUUAUACGGAACGACUGAAAACUACAACUGCCAUCGUUAAAAGAUGUUAUAUGCUGUCAACGACGUUAUGUUAUGUUUUUUAAAAUUUCCUAUUUUUAGCGACAUUUCUAGCCUGAAAAAUAAGCCUUGAUUCUAUGCUUAUGAGUUUAUGGAAGGGGUGGGUGGAGUCAGGCAUCAGAACCAGGAAAAAUAACUCAUCACGGAGUUACAACUCUAUUAAUUUCCAUCAUUUGCAUUUGUUUUGAAAAAAUAUUUAUGUAGGUUUUUGGCCAUCUUACAAUGGCGGUUGCAAAGGAUUAAGUGUGAUCGACCCCGUACGCACAAAAAACAGAAAACGUCCAGUCUUGUUACACGAGACGAUUCGCGACGACGAUUUUUAGCGCAACACAGCGUUGCAUCAUUGUUGCGACAUUGUUUCGAGUUGCUGCAACAUUGUUCCAUUAUUGCAACGCUCUUUUGCGCUAAAAAUCUUCGUUGCGAAUCGAAUCGUUCCGUGUAACAUCACCUUUAAGGUGACGUUACACAACGACGAUUUUAAGCGCAACACAACGUUGCCAUAACACCGCGGCAAAACGCAAUGCGCAUGAGCACAAAAUUUAAUAUCCGGUCAGCUUUUUAUUUCCGGUCUAGUAUAUAAACCAAUGGCGAAAGCAUAACUUUGCCGUCGCGCCAAGUUUAAAAGCAAAAAGGGCGAAACAGACAAAAAAGGGGGCCAAAAAAAUCACUUCAUUCGAAAGCUUAUAUAUUUUUCUAUUCUCAAACUUUUGCACCACAUGGUUAUCUGUUUGCACCAACGGUGAAAAUGAUGUUUGAAGUUUGCAGGUCGCGAGCGCUCGACAAGACGAAUUUGUUUUUACUGGCUUUCUUGCAUGCCACUGGUUUGGCAUAAGUUAAUUUGGGGGCGACCAUGUGCGAGUGAAGACGGAUGUUUCACUCCCGUGAACUUUUUGUCCUUUCUUAAAAAUUUGUAGUCCUUAAACCUAGUCCAUGGCUCAAAGUUGUAAACGGAAAACGAAGGCAAGUGUUAGUAUCAGCUCUGAUAGCGAUAUUUGCUCUCCAGAAGGAAAAAAGGCUUGCAACAGUCCUCGUUCGGAACCGAACAUUGGCGUAGUAUUUAGCGAGGACGAUCAAGUUCUGGAGGCCCUGAACAUGACAGAAAAAAUCGCGACACAAUUGGAACGGAUCUUCGAAAUGCUCGCAGGAGUAGAAAGCAGGUUACAGAAUCUAGAAGGUAUAUUUGAACGCUUCUCCGCUUUGGAGAAGUCGGUUAAUAAGCUCGAAACUGAGCUGAAUAAGACUGGCGAGAAGACAAGAAAAUUGGAAGGCGAAGUUAACGACCUCAGCAAGUCAAUGGAAUUUGCAAACGCCGAAAUUGAAGACCUAAAGAAGAAUGAUAAAGAAAACGAAGUCAAAAUCAAGGAACUUGAGGACAAAAUAUUGUAUCAAGAGGUGUACAACAGGCGAGAAAACCUAAGAUUCUUCGGUUUUCCAGAAUCUGCUGAUGGAGCUGAGAACACGCAUGAAGUUGUACGAAAAUUCCUUAGCGACGAAUUGGAGAUGGAAAACGCAGCAGAUAUUGAAUUCCAGCGAGCUCACAGAAUAGGAAAGAAGAAGACGGGCGAAACUAGACCGGUGAUUGUUCGUUUUUUGAGAUUUCCAGAGCGUGAGCUGGUCUUUCGAAGAGUACGUGAGCUGGCUGAUGAUAUCGACAUUAAGGUCUACGCCGAUUUUCCAAGAGAAAUAAGCGAAAGAAGAAAAAAGCAGUGGCCACGUCUCAAAAAAGCAAGAGAGGAGGGAAAGACUGCUUUCUUUAGCAAACCAGAACCCGAUAAAUUGUUUAUCGAUGGACGAUUUGUUCCCUUAUAGACAAAUCUAGGGUUUUUUUUGGACUAAGUUUAUUUUAUUUGACUUUGUUUAUGCUUUUCAUCAGUUUUUGUAACGGGAGUGGCAUGUGUAGUUGAAACGAUUGUCCCAAGCUCUGUGGCAGCGUCUUAUAGGUAAUAAUUACCUCGCCGCCUUUUUUCGCUCUUUCUUAAAACUUCGUUGUGUAAUGUAUUCUUUGUUUGUUUGUUUUUCUUUGUUUUAUUUGUCCUUUUGUUAUUUCCUUUGUUGUUUUUUGUUUUGUGAGUAUUUGUGCGUUUUGUGUGUAUUGUCUACCUACGUGCUGUGUGUUUUUGCACCUCAGUUGCCACCUCUUUUCAAUUUUUUGUACCACUGCGGUGAAAAUUACUUGUAUGCGCAUAAUUUAUUUUCUCUUCCUGAUCCCAUUCAUGAAAGAACUUUUUGAUUUUAAAUUACUUUCUCUUAAUGUGCGAGGGAUUCGAGCCGCCACGAAAAGGAAAGCCCUUUUUACCUGGCUAAAUGAACGGAGGUAUGAUAUUAUCUUCCUUCAAGAGACCUAUAGCACUGUUGACGUUGAAGACAUUUGGAGAACACAAUGGAGAGGUAAGCUCUUUUUUGCUCACGGCUCUAAUCAUAGUUGUGGAGUGAUGAUUCUAGUGAGAAGUGACUUAGAUUUUAAUCCAAGAACUAUUAGUUGUGAUGACGAAGGCCGCUCCAUUAUAAUUGAAGCUGAGGUCCAAGGUUCGCCAUUUUUGUUUGUAAAUAUUUAUGCUCCAAACAAGGUUCAAGACCAAUGCCGUUUUUUUGAUAAGUUAAACAAAAAUAUUGAAGACUGCGUCGUUAAUGAAGAGCUUAGAAUUAUUCUCGGGGGAGACUUUAAUGUAACACUCGACUCUGAUCUUGACUGUUCCGGUGGUAGACCUUUCAGAAAAGAUUCUGUAAAACACAUACAAGACUUAUGCCUGGAUUUUGAUUUGGUUGACAUUUGGCGCAUACGAAAUCCGGACUCUAAACGCUUUACGUGGCGUCAAAGAAAUCCUUUCAUUCAAAGAAGACUUGAUUAUUGGCUGAUUAGCGAUGUAUGCCAAGACGACAUUGAGAAGUCCGAUAUCAUUCCUUCGAUAAAUUCAGACCAUUCGGCAAUUUUUCUCCAUCUUAAUAGCAUAGACAAACCAAAACACGGCCCCUCUUUCUGAAGUUUAAUGCUAGUCUUGUAAAUGACGACGACUUUGUUGCACUGAUAAAUGAAAGUAUGCCUUUGUGGUUAGAGGAGUUCAAAGACGUUAUAGAUAAAAGGCUGUUGUGGGAUUUAAUUAAGUACAGGAUUAGACAAAUUACAAUAAAGUAUAGCAAAGAAAAAGCACGUGAAAGGAGAAGAAAGAUCUCUGAUAUUGAGGCUUCUUUGAAGAUUUCGGAAGAGAGAUGCGGUAGUUCACCAACUCCUGAGAACCAGGAAGAGUUUGAAUUGUUAAAAAUGGAAUAUGAUUCUAUCUAUGAGCAGAUAGCAAAAGGUGCUAUAAUCCGAUCGAAAGCCACUUGGUAUGAAAAAAGAGAAAAAGCAAUAAGUUCUUUUAAACCUUGAAACACAUAAGAAAGCUAAGAGUUCUGUCCGUAAGGUUUUUGACGAUAAUGGAGUUCUAAUCACGGAUCCUAAAAAAAUAUUGCAAGAAAUUCAAAAUUUUAUUCUAAUCUUUGUGAGCGUGACCCUCUUAGCCCAUCUGAACACACGUUAAACUCUUUUUUAAACAAUCCUGAAAUGCCAAAACUCUCUGAUACUGAUGUUCAAAUUUGCGAGGGAAAAUUAACGGUUGAAGAGUGUUACAAAAGUCUUCAGUUGUUUGAAAGUAACAAGUCACCAGGCAAUGACGGACUAACAGUCGAAUUUUACAGGGCUUUUUGGGGCCUCUUAGGACAGCUAUUAGUAGACAGCUUAAACUACUCUUAUGAUCAUGGUGAGCUCUCAAACUCUCAGAAAGAAGCCAUUAUUACCCUAAUAGAAAAGAAGGACAAAGACAAAAGGGACCUAUCAAACUGGAGACCGAUUUCGCUUAUUAAUGUUGAUGUUAAAAUCGGCUUAAAAGCCAUUGCCAAGAGAUUGGAGAAUGUUUUACCAAACAUCAUACAUUUCAAUCAAUCUGCAUAUGUAAAGGGUAGAACCAUUUUCGACGCGGUCAGAACCAUAGAGGACGUUAUGGAAUUCUCAAAGAGAUACAGUAUUGACGGAAGAAUGGUUUGUAUAGAUUUUAAAAAAGCUUUUGACACAGUUAGUAGGGACUUCUUAUUUCGAACGUUAUCCGUUUUUGGUUUUGGACCAUCUUUUAUUCAAUGGAUCCACACUUUUUACAAGAAUGUCUCGAGUUGUGUCUUGAAUAAUGGCUUUGCAACUUCAUCCUUUGCAGUUGAAAGAGGAGUAAGACAGGGAGAUCCUCUCUCUGCUUACUUAUUUAUUAUAGCAUUAGAAGUUUUAUGUGUUAACAUACGUAACAGUAAUGACAUUCGUGGUAUUAAAGUCGAUAAAGAAGAGAUCAAAUUAAGUCUUUUCGCAGAUGACCUGACUGGGUUUUUAAAGGAUGACCUCUCUCUAACAAACUUUCUUAAACUUAUAGAAGAUUAUGGAACUUGCUCUGGCCUAAAGGUUAACCACGAAAAGACAGAGCUUUUGUUACUGGGUAACCUGGCCUGUACCGUACAAGAAGCCACUCUGAACAACAUAAAAAUUAAACGAUCAGCUAAAAUCUUAGGAGUACAUUUUACCUAUGACAUUCAAGCAAAACAAAAGCUAAACAUCAAUGAAUUAAUCAGCUCCAUCCAACUUAAGCUACGAAUCUGGAGGUGGAGGGAUUUGACUAUCAUAGGGAGAAUUCAAAUUGUCAAAACCUUUAUUAUCCCUAUCUUCUUAUAUCGCACGAGCUUGAUAUCAUUGGAUAAAGAAUUUGUGAAAGAAGCGAACAAAAUUAUCUUUGAUUUUAUAUGGAAAGGAAAGGAUAAAGUUAAACGCUCUGCACUUAUCAGUGAUAUCGAAGAUGGAGGACUUAAAGCCCCACAUUUAAACUCCAUAAUUGAAACACAAAGAAUACUUUGCUGCAAGAAAUUGGCAAAUGAUCAACCGAGUGGAUGGAAAAUAAUCUUUUUGCAUUAUCUGAAACCUGUUGGUGGUAAAUUAGUCUUAUGUUGCGACUUUGAUUUGAAGAAAUUGACUAUCAAAUUACCAGCCUUUUAUGAAGAAUGCUUAAAAUCUUUUGCAAAGUGCUCUGCGGUAAAUAAUUUAAAUAUACAGGAUUUAAAUGGAAAAGACUUGUCAAUAGUUAUCUUAUGGAACAACAAAUUUAUUUGUGUUGGUGACAAGUCUGUGUAUUUUCGAAAUCUCGCUGAGAAAGGGAUCUUUCGAGUGGGUGAUUUAAUCUCGAAUAAACAUGAACUUAUAAUCAAAAGCGAGUUGAGAGUCUUGAACCUUUCGCCGCUGGAUGCUUUUAGGCUUGUCUCUUUAAUAGACGCUCUACCAACUCAAUGGCGUGAAUCGUUGAAAUCCUGCAUCUAUACAGGUGACACACCAUUCAAUUUGCGUGAUGAGAUUAAGUUACGCUUAAGUGGUCAAAUUGUUUUACUUGAAAAAGCGUAUUCGAAGAUUGUCUAUAAAGAACUUCGAAACAGAAUCGUCACUCCACCAACUGCUAAACUAAAGUUUGAUGUUAAUUUUGUCAAUGAUACUUUGAACUGGAAAACGAUCUAUAGCUUGCCAUAUCGUGUUGCCUUAGAUACAAAGACUCGCGAAUUUCAGUAUAAAUUAUUAAACAGAUGCCUUGUGACAAAUACCUUCUUAUGCAAAAUUGGUAUUAUACCAUCUCCAGCGUGCUCCUUGUGUGGUGAAUCGGACGAAUCCCUCGAACAUCUCUUCCUGUCUUGUCAUUAUACUGAGAAUUUCUGGUCUGAGGUUAUAAAAUGGCUUGUUGAUCAUAAAGUCAAGAUUGAAAAUCUUUCAGACAAAGAUAUACUGUUUGGUAUUAUUGGGUGUGAGGAUGAGAUAUUUGUGAAUCAUAUUUUAUUACUGGCAAAACAAUAUCUAUACUCUUGUAGACAGAACAAAUAUCCUCCCUCCAUCAGAGUUCUUCAUUCCAAAAUUAAUACUGUCUUCUUAAUAGAGACAAUGAUCGCUGAGUCAAACAAUAAGUUGGAGACCCACAAUAUGAAAUGGGCAAAUAUAAAACUGAUUAGCAUACGAUCUCUUCUCCGCUUACUUUAUUUAUUAUUAAUCUUUAUUAUUUAUUUAUUUUAUUUUACUUUUUUUUUUCAUGUAAAUAGAAAAGAAGGUACUGGGUUUUUGUUUCGUUUGUUUUCUUUUUUGUAAGUAUGUAAUUGUGUGUUAGUCUGCGAUGUAUAAUGUUUAGUUUUCCUUUCCGUUUUUUGUAUCUUUUCUUUACGUGUUCCGUGUUCAUAAGUCAGAAUGUAAAAAAAAUGUAAAACAUUUUAAAACAAAAAAUUCAUUAAAAUACAAAAAAAAAAAAAAAAGUUAAUUUGGGAGAAGGCGACAACUAAGAAAAGAAUAACAAUACUUAUGAAAGAAACCAAAAUAAAGACGUCAUCAUUAUCAUAAAAACACUAAAACCAGGAAAUAAAAUUUUAGUCCGUUCAAUAAUUUGUUUUAUUAUCAGAGAAAACAAGAACUCAAAACAAAAGAUGGGCGGGAUUUAAUAACAACUUUGACUUUGAUGACUGCAGUCACCGGGAAACUAAACAUGCCUAUAAAUGACUUUCAUUCAAGAAAAUGCCUAUUUAAUUCUUUUACAUGGUUGUUCUUUUGUUGACGACUUCAAUAAUUUCAGACUGUGCGGCUCGGCUGCAUCUCGUGCAAACACGAAACUUCUAGCUGCUAAAUACAUGGCAUGAAAAGUUCGACUUCUAAAAGCCACUGAACCAGCUUUCGCUCUCUGAUUCUGAGAAUGGAAAAAUCAAUAAAUAGAGUUGUCAACUUGCUGCCAACCGGCUCAACAGUAUAAUUAAGCUUAUGUUUCAUGGCAAUCAACCCAGAAGAGUUUCGUUUUAAAACACAGUAAAACCCACUGGUAAACAAAACUACAAAGCGAUUGUGUGUUGUCGUUUUCCAAAUAAAGUUUGAAUCGGCUUUAACACAUGUAGACUGAGAAACUGAAGAACUGAAAAUUAGAACUACAAUACACAAGCUUGCAAUGAUAACGUUUUAAUUUUAUGUCUUAGUUUCAGCCAGGUUAAGUGAAAAAUAACAGUCAAAAACUUUAAUUUUGUGAAUGAAAAUCAGUUUACCUGACGCUCUAGCCAAAAUUACACACUGAGUUAUGAUCUUACCUUUUCUGAAUCUAAUCGACUAAUUGUUUCAGUGAUCUGUGCCUGGUUAUCCAUAAAAGCAAUUUCAAUAACUACAAAAUAGUCAAAAACACGAGCAGCAUAAAGCAGAACAACUGAGCCACAAGCUGCACACAGAAUGAAGCGGAGAGCGCGCGGGAGACUUUGAUCUGACUGGAAAGUGUGACUGAAAAAGAGACCGGAAAUGCUCAAACUGGCGCAUGCGUAGACGUUUUGCCGCGGUGUUCGUUGCCAUGCUAUAGCAAUGUUGUAACCAUUCGAAACAAUGUCGCAACAUUAUGUUGCAGUGCUGCGUUGCAGUAAAAAUCGUCUUUGCGAAUCGUCUCGUGUAACAUUACCUUUAGCAUUACGCGAUUUUAUAUUUUGUUUGAGUAAACUUUAGAUACUAACGAGAGAAAAUAAAGUUAAAAUUGAUAGAAAAACUUGCUGUGAGUCUAUUUUUUUCCUUUUUUUCAUUUCAGACACAGUCUCAAGGACAGCCAAGCAAAGAGUUAGAAAUAUUCCUUUCGGAUUUAAGGUGAUUAACAGUUGUGCAUGCAUGUAACUGGCUUUGUAUUUAGGAAAGAUUCCUCAAAAGACCUUUUAGCCUUCUCCAAACCGUGACAUGAAUGUGUUCAUUGUUAAGAAAACAAUGAAAAAUACACAUUUGUUGUUCAAUAGCUCUUUCAAAAUAUCUCUUUUCUUUUUCAUUUGUCAGAAUUGUAAUUUUUAGCAUACAUUUGUAGACAAACGGUGUAACUGUACAUUAAUUUGUAGGUUUUGGCUACUGACACGAAAAGGUACAAGAUUUUUGUUCAUCAAAAUAAACACAUGACAAUUACGUGUUUCCUCCUCGAUCAAUGAACCAGAGACAGCUAUGAGGCAUUUGCCAAGAUAUUAACCUGUGAACAGGCUCUCUGUUUGGGGAAAGGGUGAAAAAACUGCCAGGGGAGGGAAGGCAAAUUUUUUUCACCCUUUCCCCAAAUAGAGAGCCUGUUCGCAAGCUACUAAGAUAUUCCCCAACGUGUUAUACUAUUAGGUGUUAAGCUAUGCCCAUGUUGCCACUCUCACCCUAAAUUUUAAAUAAUUUAUAUAUUUGUUGGCGCCACUGUCGCACCGGUAUUGAGGGCCGUUUUUCCCUCGGCGGACUGUAAUUCCAUGAGAAUUCAGUUAAUUUAGGCCAAUGGAAUGUCCUUAACGCAUCAUCGCUGCCGCCAUCUUGAAUCAUGCUUAGCAUCUUGCUUCUGUGUGCGACGUCAUUUUCUUAAGGUGAAAUUGGUCAGGGAAGCUAUGAAAGAAUGUUCUUCUUAUUCGUGAAAAAGAACCUCCUUUCUGGAAUGGCCUCGGUCUUUUAAAUAAUACUAAAAACGACGUUAUUAAAAAUGCUUUCUGUAUUUUAACAUAUUUUCAAAUGAUAUGUUUCAGGGGACAUUCAAGGGGAAAGCUGAAUUGUAUAAUCAAGACCUCGUGAUGUGGAUGUGUUUUGAAGGCGAAGUCCAACUCUAAAUUUCAAGCAAAAGGGCUUGAAAUAUGAUGCGAUGUCUUCUUAGUGUUGAUUUUUGUCAAUUUUGUAUUGUGCAUUCAAACUCAUGCCCAUUUCAAUAUUGACUUAACAUAGCCCCACCCCGACUUACGGUAUUUUGUACUACUUUCGCCUGUUGUUGAAUUUUUUUAUUCUUUCCAGUUAACUAAAUAGACAAU
Molecule: messenger RNA, 12202 nt
Organism: Porites lobata
Lineage: Eukaryota; Metazoa; Cnidaria; Anthozoa; Scleractinia; Poritidae
Source: the annotation of a GenBank genome assembly